ACUUUCUUUUCACUACCUCGCCAUUUGUAUUAUUACCUCCACGCUCAAAACGCACCAUAGUCCAUUCCACUUGAAUUUACGACAGUAACGCUCGUAGSUAAGUGRAACGGGARAAACUGUGGUCGUGAGCGUGAUCGUUGUGAGCGCUUAGUGGAACGCACCCUAAGAAGAUAGUAGACAUAGUACAUUUCUUUCCAAAAUCGUAUGACAAAAUUUUGAACCCCUCUGCGUGAUAGAUUCUGCACUUUUCAAUCUUUCACAUGCUGGACGUUAUUUAUCAAUAUUAAUCGGAAACUGUUUUAUCGACAAACAACAAUGCAUAUUUCGAACUAGUACAUAUUUUUAUCGUUAAAUUUAUAAACCGUGAUUUACUAGGUAAUUUUGGUACCUUUACAGAUGUUAGUUCAUGUUCCUUUAAAUUAUAAAUAAAAGUACAUAUAUAUAAUACUGUAAAUGAUGUAAUAUAAAAUAAUCAAGUAAAUAAGUUUGUUUAUUAUUAGUAAUUAAGCGAAAUGGUAGAUUAUAUUCAUAACAAAGUUAAAUAUUGUUAAAUGUGUAGAUAAGAAAUGUUGAUAGAUAGUGUGAGAAAUUAUAAAUAAAAAGAAAUAAUCUUUUGCUCGAUCGAAUCAAUCAGACCAAUAUGUCUUUUCUACGAGGAUCUGCAAAUUAUGUUUGGUGUACGACCAGUGUAUUGGGAAAAGGAGCAACCGGUGCAGUGUUUCAAGGAGUUAAUAAAAACAAUGGGGAGCCUGUAGCAGUCAAAACUUUCAAUCAACUUAGUCAUAUGCGUCCACAUGAUGUACAAAUGAGAGAAUUCGAAGUAUUAAAGAAAGUUAAACAUGAGAAUAUUGUUAAACUACUAGCAAUAGAAGAAGAGCAAGAUGGACGUGGAAAAGUAAUUGUUAUGGAGCUUUGUACAGGAGGCAGUCUUUUCAAUAUAUUAGACGAUCCAGAAAAUACUUAUGGUCUUGCAGAAAACGAAUUUUUAUUAGUUUUAGAACAUCUAUCAGCAGGAAUGAAACAUUUACGUGAUAAUAAUUUAGUACAUCGUGAUUUAAAACCAGGUAAUAUUAUGAAAUUUAUUGCUGAUGAUGGUAGUACGAUUUAUAAACUUACUGAUUUUGGUGCUGCACGAGAAUUGCAAGAGGAUCAACAAUUUGUAUCUCUCUAUGGUACUGAAGAAUAUUUACAUCCAGAUAUGUAUGAAAGAGCAGUCUUGCGAAAACCUUUUGGCAAAACUUUUGGAGCGACUGUUGAUCUAUGGUCUAUAGGAGUAACCCUAUAUCAUGUUGCAACGGGAAAUCUACCGUUCAGGCCAUUUGGUGGACGUAGAAACAAAGAGACAAUGUUUUAUAUAACAACUAAAAAAGCUUCCGGAGUUAUAUCCGGUAUGCAAACUUCAGAAAAUGGUCCCAUAGAAUGGAGCAAAGAAUUACCUCAAAAUUGUCAAUUAAGUGAUGGUUUAAAGAAAAUAGUAACUCCUCUAUUAGCUGGCUUAUUGGAAGUUGAUCCACAGAGAAUAUGGAAUUUUGAAAGAUUUUUUACUGAAGUUACAGAUACUCUAUGUAGAAAACCGAUUUAUAUAUUUAAUGUACAUAAAGCCAGCCUAAUUAAAGUAUUUUUACACCCUGAAGAAAAAUUUAUAGCACUUCAGGCUCACAUCCAAGAUCAAACAGAAAUCCCGCCACAUGCUCAAAUACUUUUAUUCGGUGAAAUGCCCCUUACUAAUUUUGUUGAAGAAUCUACACCCGGAAAAGGGUAUCCAAACAUAGAUGACGAUAAGCCUCUUAUGUUAUUCUCGAAAGAAAACAAUAAUGUUAUUUUACCGAUGGAAAGUGAAUUACCGAAAUUUCCAGUUUUUGCAAACCUGGUUUCUGUGGAAAAUGAUGCUAGUCAAGCAAAAGUGGCAUGUUCGGUUGGACAUGUUUGUAAGCGCAGAAUUGAUAAAUUAUCAUUAUGCAGUAAAUUAAUGCAAAACGCAAUAGAAGCUUUUAGCGGACUUUUAGCUACAGAACUUAAUAAGGUAUUAGGAAAGUGCCAACAUUUGAAAGAAUUUACUAAAGCAACAGAAGUAACUGCAAUAGCUAUAGAAAGAAGUGAAAAUUUCACAAGACAAGUACUCAAAAAAUACGCCAAUCAAGUAAGCUUUGAGCCUAAAAAUUGGAAAAAGGAAUUAGAUUUAAAGAGUAAAGAAUUGUUUACCGAACUAGCACCUGCAGUUGCACAACUCCAUCAGAGAUAUAUACAAGGAGGUAGUUUACACGGAGAAUGGGAAAAUAGUACGCGUGGCCUUUGGUGCCCAUGGAGUGCAAAAGCAAGUCAGCGUGCUACUACUUUAGUCGAUCGUUUAAGGGAUGGCUGGCAACAUUUAUUAAGAGAUAGGGCUACACGUAGUCUUACUUAUAAUGAUGAGCAAUUUCAUGUUUUAGAACGUAUAAAGGUAAUGGAGACAGGUCGUCGAAUAAAAUUACUUCUCGAAACAGAAUGUAUACCAGCAAUGACUCAACGAUCUGAAUGUGUCGCUGAUUGGUAUAAAAUGGCACAGACUGUAUUUCUACAAGCUCAAAUUUUAGACAAAGACGUAAGUAAUUAUGAAAUUACCCUGGAGUCUUAUUCUUAUAGACUUUCUCAAGAAAGCAAAGAACGACAUGAUAGUCUUUUCAAUUUGUUGGAUGAGCUUCAGGGGAUAUUUAAAACGAAUGAAAAAGCAAAUACACCUGCUGAAGAAAGUACAAAAAAAUGGAAAAAGAUUUGUGAUCUGCAAGAACAAAUAACUGUAAUUCUCUAUGAUAAUGGACGUUUAAUAGAUCAACUUGAUCAUUUAUCGACGAUGGAUAUAUUAGAAAAUGCAGAAGACCCUGAAUAUGAGAUAUUUAAAUGAAUAUUUAAAAUUUAAUAACUAUCUUAGGAACUAUCUAUAAUAAGUCUUAUUUUUAAACUUUUUUUUUAAUUGAAUCACAAAAAUAAGAUCCUAAUUAUAGAUUAUUUCUUUUAUACAUUCUCUCUAAGAAAUCUUAAUUCAACUUAACAACCCCGAACUUAUUCAAAAUGUUAAAAACAUGUUCGUCAGCUUAUAAAAAUAUUAGACAAUGUUAUGAAAAAAAGACUGAAUAUAUUAUUUAAUAUAAAAUAGAGGAGCAAUAAAUAACUUAUCAUAGAU
Molecule: messenger RNA, 3160 nt
Organism: Polistes canadensis
Lineage: Eukaryota; Metazoa; Arthropoda; Insecta; Hymenoptera; Vespidae
Gene: IKKepsilon
Product: serine/threonine-protein kinase TBK1
Exons: 4
Coding region: 641-2881 (746 amino acids)
Biological process (GO): peptidyl-serine phosphorylation
Cellular component (GO): cytoplasm
Molecular function (GO): ATP binding; protein serine/threonine kinase activity
Source: RefSeq, a predicted model, not a curated record